This is a messenger RNA of Xenia sp. Carnegie-2017, 1944 nucleotides long. RefSeq names its product E3 ubiquitin-protein ligase MYLIP-like. The transcript has 4 exons. NCBI's taxonomy places the organism in Eukaryota, Metazoa, Cnidaria, Anthozoa, Malacalcyonacea, Xeniidae. The coding region runs from base 253 to 1698 and encodes 481 amino acids. Gene Ontology annotation, cellular component: cytoskeleton. Gene Ontology annotation, biological process: ubiquitin-dependent protein catabolic process. The record is from RefSeq and is a predicted model, not a curated record. Gene Ontology annotation, molecular function: ubiquitin-protein transferase activity.
AGGUGAAAAGGAAAAAUUUUUGACACAUUUUAAAUAGAUGUAGUAUCUUUUGUUUAGAUGUCAUAUUGUACAAUAAGUAGUAACCAAUCAAACAGCGUUGCAAAUGGUACGAGCGCAGUGAUUGGCUGAAGAAAGCUGGAAUUAUACAGUAAAAGCUGGCGAGAUAAAUUGUUAUUGUGAUACCUCUUAAAUGACAUUUUUUUGUUUAUGCUUUUUGGUGGGCCUUUUAACGAUGUAUAAGCGCUAAUAAAAAUGCUCUGGUGUCUUAUUUACGAACCGAAUGGUGUAAUUCACGAAUUUUACUUGAAAAAAGACGCAAAAGGACAAGAUUGUCAUGCCAAAAUUUGUGAACGGUUGAAGCUAUAUGAAGGUGAUUAUUUCGGUUUAAGAUACAAAGGACGUAAGGGUUUCGAGACAUGGUUGAAUUUAAGAAAUCGUCUUUCCGCACAAUUACAUGGAAAACCGCCGUAUCGCCUUUGGUUUCUUGUAAAAUAUUUUGUCAAACCCCAAGAGUUGCAGCAAGAAAUCACCAGACAUCAAUAUUUUUUGACGUUGAAGUUGCAUUUGAGGCGGAAUCGAUUUGACUUGAGUACGCUUCCUACCAGAACAGUGGCAGAAAUUUGCGCUAAUCUGGCUCAGGCAGAAACAGGCGAUUUUAAUCCAGACAAUAUUGCGGAUUAUUCUUCGUAUUUGCCUUUGUGGGUAUGGUCAAUGUUUGCUAAAUCUUGUGACAUGAAGAAAGAGGUGUCAUUUGAGCAUAACAAAUUGACAGGUCAGCCACCGCAAAUGGCCGAGGUAAAUUUCCUUCAUCAGAUGUCAGUUUUGCAAGGGUAUGGCGUAGAGACGUUCACAGGCCGCUAUAGAGACGACAGUUAUGGAAGAAAGUUGAAGAUUCUCGUUGACUUGGAAGGUUUGAGAGUUUACAGCGUCAUUCGCGAGUACGAUGUAAAAUUGACAAAAGAAGUUGUCAGGAGUGUUUUGGAUAGAAGAAUUCACUAUGAGGAUGUUGCGACGGUUUCCUACAGUGGCCAUAACUUCACUGUUGUUCAUGGUUCAAGUGUGCACAAUGCCAACCGUAUUGUAUUUAAACUAAAACACGAGCUUAUGUCCAUCUCCAUAUUUCGCUCCUUUACAGAAUUCCACACUUUCUUUAACUGCAACAUGGUCAAAAAGGCUGUCAUUGAUCAAAAAUCACGAACAACAUUUGGGAAGUUUCUCACCAUCUUUUAUCCAAGCUCAACUGUUGGUGAAAGGCAUUUGUUUGACAUCCUCCGCACGAGAAGACAGACCUACACCCAUGCCUGGAGUGUUCUUAAUGAAGAACUAAACAUUAACAGAAGGCGAAAGCAAUCACAACCUGAAGAUUCCAAAUCAUUUCGUCCAGUACAAUCACCCUUAGCAAAUCGUCGUUCUGGAGAAAAUGAUGAUGUUGUAAUUGACUUGUCCAAAAGCUCACAUUCAAGGUUUACUGCUCAUGACAACUUGAAUGACCUGUCCAAUGAAGAGUUGAAAAGGAUUGUUCGGAACCUAGAGGAUUCUCGUAUUUGCCAGGUGUGCAUGGAUGAGGAGGUCACAACUGCAUUCUGCCCUUGUGGACAUGUAGUUUGCUGCACAAAGUGCUCAACCUUGUGCAGGGAGUGCCCCAUUUGUCGUUGUCAAAUAACAUAUGCACAAAGAGUGUUUUUUUCAUGUGAAUGAAGUUUGCUGGCUCAGUUAUUUUGCGCUUUAUUCAAUUCAGUGCAUUUUUGUAAAUGUUGCGUUUAGUGAACAAUAACCAUUUUGUCACCAUCCAGACAAUGUCGCUGAAUGAUCUUCUAACCAACAAACCUUAUGGUUGCUAUGAAGAAUUGCAUUAAAAACUGCUUGUGUGCUAAUAUUUAAUUGUACGUUACAUUUUAAGUCGGACGAGACUCUAAAGUUUAAAUAAAAGAACUCCUUAAGAAA